This is a messenger RNA of Nezara viridula (southern green stink bug), 1390 nucleotides long. NCBI's taxonomy places the organism in Eukaryota, Metazoa, Arthropoda, Insecta, Hemiptera, Pentatomidae. The record is from the annotation of a GenBank genome assembly.
GUUUGUGGCUAAAGAGCCUGGAAGUAUCAGGCUUGAGUGGUGGGACUGCCAAGGUCCGCAUACGAUAUAUAAGCCUCCAGGAACGGUGAGUUCCCGUCAGUGCCUCAGCUGCAAUCAUGUCCUCAGUUCUAUACUUGGUACUCCUCUUCGGGGCAGCCGUGUCUGCCAAGCACGUCCUCCCUUCUUACGUGAAGACUUGCUCAAGGAAUGACCCCAACCUGAGCGAGUGCGCACUGAAGAGAGGCAAGGAGAUCAUACCCAAGAUCAUAAAAGGAGACCCAAGUAUAAGACUUCCAGUACUGGACCCGAUGAUGCUGGACAAAGUUGGUAUCAGUACCACUGGUCGCGCCAAUGGGGGAGGACUCCAGCUCACUUGCUACAAAUGUAACGUCUACGGGCUCUCAAACGCAGUACUCCAGGACAUCAAAAUUGACUUGGCCAAGAAGCACAUCGCCUUGAAGAUCUUUGUCCCACAAUUAUCUGUCGCAGGCAAAUAUGAUGUCAAUGGCAAGCUAUUACUUUUCCCAAUCACCGGCAAUGGACAGGCUAACAUCACUCUGCUUGACUUGAAAGCUGAGGCCGCCCUCGACUGGAAGCUUAUCAAGAGGAAAGGAAGCGAAUACGCUCACAUCUCAAGGGACAGAGUAGACUUCACAGCAUCAAGGCUUAAACUCUCCCUAACUGGCCUCUUCGGUGGAGACAAAGCACUCAGUGACAACAUGAACCAGAUCCUCAACGAUAACUGGAGGGAAGUCCUCGAUGACCUGAAACCAUCCAUCUCUGGCACUGUCAGCGAGAUCAUCAAGUUCACCCUGAACAACAUCUUCGACAUGAUCCCCUAUGAACUCUUCUUCCCCGAAAAGUGAGGGGAUCCUGAUGGUGACUAGAGGAUAACAAAACUUGCGACACCUGAGUCGUCGGUACUCACAGACAAAAGGACUUGUAGUCGGGCAGCUGAGGCCUUCGUCUAAGAUGUUCCUGGCUGUGUCUGUACCCUGUGCUCGGCACCAUCAAUGAUGGGCUUUAGAAUUUUUUUUUUAAGAUGUACCAAAAUCACUCUCAACACUGUAAAUUUGUCAACGAACAAAUACCUCGGUAUAAUCUAGUCAAAAUUGCAUUCUGAACUCGUCAAAAGUGUUGUUAUCCUCAACUUGUAUUAUAAAAGCUCUUUGUCAAAGAUAGCAAACGAAGUUUGUGACUAUUGUGAUCUUACCUCUUUGGAUUUUUUUAUGGUCAUUGACAAAUUACAUUAUUUAUUGUCAGUGACUGUAGUUCAUAAAUUGAAGAGGAUUAUUUAUGUAUUGGUUCUAUUUGUAGUUGUACAUGUGUUUGAAGAUGUAUAUACAUUGAUAGAUUAACGCUUGAAUGUGUUAUUAAAUUUAUUAAGUUU